This is a messenger RNA of Amoebophrya sp. A120, 8050 nucleotides long. The record is from the annotation of a GenBank genome assembly. NCBI's taxonomy places the organism in Eukaryota, Dinophyceae, Syndiniales, Amoebophryaceae.
UGUUUUCUAGGAGCAGAAGGCAAUCAGAACCAAGACAGAGACUGACACAAGUUCUUUAGCAGAGACUGUUUUAUAAAAACAGUUAGGAAACUUAAACUACGAAGAUGAGCAUGAGGCUGAAAUCCACCACGAGCUCUUCAGCAGCUCAUCCGCGCACGAAGACCUCCGCUGUCACGGCGCUGCUCUGCUAUCUUUGCGAGCAUGACUUGUUCCUCGGAACGGACGCGGUGGAGGUGCUGGUGACCAAGAAAAAUCACAAGAAAGCGACCGUCGUGAAGAAAAUGCCUGCUGAUGAUGAAUGUUGAUGGCGAUGUCGUGAAAACGCCCUCGUCCUCCGCGCUCGAACGCAAGGAGGAAAAUGUUAAAGCAGGGAAGAAUGAACAAGAUCUUAAAAACAACAACGCUCCUCUCAUCUUCGACACGGCGGGCCGGUACAAUGCCACUGCUUCAACUACACCUGGAGAUGAGAAUCAUGGCUCUGGGCAUCCGCAUCAAGAGCAUGAAGAUGACCUCGGAAGCUCCGGGUCGUUUGUCCAGCAAGGCUAUUUUGUCCCGCUGGGCUCGGAACGCUUUGCGGCAAUAUGAAAGUGCACGAGUCGACGACGUCCCUCUCUCUCGUUUCUUGUCAUGCAGAAUUCCGAAUCCUAAUCCAUUCCUACCUGGGCACUAGCUUUGGCUGUGUUUGCAUGACACUUACUGUAAUAAGCCCAAACUGUAUGCAAGAAAAAAACUGUGUAAGUGUAAGUCUGUGAUGCAGAAAAUGCAAAACAGUUACGCUUGUCAUGCUCUACAUGCAUGAUAGGCUCGCUUCCUACGUGUUUUCCCGUCCUAUCUGCGCAUGACAAGUUUUUCCUGUCAUGGCAGACGAACUUGUGAUGCUGUUUUCCCAAAAGACCUACACUAACACAGUUUUUUUCUUGGAUAAACUGCACUGCUUUCCUGGACUACUAGGUUUGUCGCACAAAAGCCUCACUUUGCAUAUGGCCCCCUCAAAACGUAAGUUCUCAACUCGUAAGUGCGCUACCCAUAUUUUUUGCAAACCCGCUGCCCCAUUUUUUUUAUUUGUGAGGAGCAGUAGGGCCCGACGCACGUUGACCCGAGCGCGGCAAGCUUACGAAGAACAUGCGCUGGACCGCAGCGGCGGGAAGCUUGCACUGCCAUGCUUCGCCGCAACAUCUAAAGACGGCCACUGGGCCGGGCAUAACGUCACGCGCGAGGGUAUGGAGCACAUGGGAAAUCAUCAAAAAGCUGCGGGCGCUUGAUGCCUUCGCACAUCCUCCCGGCCGGUCGCAGGGCGCGCGCCACAGCCUUCAGACAUGACUUAUUUUGCGCCCGUCAUCUCUGACACCAUCAGGCAGGUUUCGCCGCGAUUCUCUUGCGCCGCCCCGCCCUCCGUCAGCCUAUCCUCUUGCGCCGUCCUCCGCCCACCCCAGGGGGGGGUCGGUCCGUCAGCCUGGGGCGCCCCUCUCCCAUUCUUCAGUGCCCCGGUCCGCCCGGCGUCUUUUUUCUUGCAUCGGCACCCCGGCCCACCCCCGCUCGUUGCUUCCUCUCGAAAAUACCGGCACAGGCUGGGCCGCCCGCAUGCGCAUCGCGGCCCGGGCGCAACCGGCCCGGCGAAAAUGCGCGUGAGGCUUGCCGCCACCCAGUCGGGACGAUGGCCGCCCCAAUGCUGCCCGGGCCUUUCCUGGACUACUAGGUUUGUCGCACAAAAGCCUCACUUUGCAGGCUGUUUGUGAUGCUUCUAGACAUGCCAUACAAACGAGGGCGGGAGGCGGAGGGACUUGUGCACUCGCAUAUUAGAACGGUAACAGCUGCGGCGGUGGUGCCGGAUGUGGGGAUCAAAAGGACUCGGAACAAGGUAUGGCGUUCUCAAAUGUUACAUUCUCAGCUGUUGCAUGUAUUUGUCAUGCAAAAUGAGCACCAACGUCCACACAGUGAAGCUGCCUCGCAUGACAAAUUUUGGAAGGGCUAAACAGCACUGGAAUCCGUGCCGAAUUUGUAAUGUAAGAGUUGCAAGAUCCGGUCUUUCCCUGUUGCCAUUCUUGCAUCACCAAUUCAUGUAACAAUAGAGAAUGUAACACUUGAGAACGCCAUGCAAGGAGCCGCACCUGCCCCUGCGGGCGGAGAAGGCGGGGCCGGAGGUUCCUUUGCCCCCCUGGCAGUGUCGAGCGAAGGUGUGGCAUAUCCCGCGGAAAAACGUACUCACCCUAGAGUUAUCAUGGAAAUCUAGUGCAUGUUGCGCAGGUGCAAAUGGGUACUACAUGUUUAUACAAUAUAAGUAAAUGUCUCUUCAUGCGGAGGCCUAUGAGGAGUAUGAUUCGCUAUGAUAAGUAUAAAGGAAUUUGUCCUGCUCGAGUCUUCAGCGCACGAGAGUGACGCGGCUGCACUAGACUGAAUUGGGACUACAGUUAUCAGACGCUGAGUUGUCAUGCGGGACCACCUAAGCUUCUGUGUUUGUCUAGCAGAUUUCUAUUUUGGCCGUGGGGUGAACGCAUUUUCACUCAGGAUACGCGGGCAGAAAGAAUCAUGCGCGUUUAUGAUGGCGAUUGCCAUGCCGUCGACGGCCGUUACUACGCCAAACCGAACGGAUAAGAUACGAUAGUAAAGCGGGGAAGGAUGAACAAGAUCUUAAAAACAACAACGCUCCUCUCAUCUUCGACACGGCGGGCCGGUACAAUGCCACUGCUUCAACUACACCUGGAGAUCAUGAAGAUCAUGAUUCUGGGCAGCAGCAGCAGGAAGAUGAAAUCGGCUCCGGUUCGUUUGUCCAGCAACGCUAUUUUGUCCCGCUGGGUUCGGAACGCUUUGCGUCAAUAUGAAAGUGCACGAGUCGACGACGCCCGUCUCUCUCGUUUCUUGUUAUGCAGAAUUCCGAAUCCUAUUCCUAAUCCAUUCCUACCUGGGCACUAACACUAAGUAGCUUCGGCCGUGUUUUCAUGACGCUUACGGUAUUAAGCUCAAACUGCACUGCUGUCCUGGCCUACUAGGUUUGUCGCACAAAGAAAAGCCUCACAACUCUGCAGGCUGUUUGUGAUGCUAGACAUGCAAUACAAACGAGGGCGGGGAGGGACUUGUGCACUCGCAUAUUAGAACGGUAACAGCUGCGGCGGUGGUGCCGGAUGUGGGGAUCAAAACGACCAGGAACAAGGAGCCGCGCCUGCCCCUGCGGGCGGAGAAGGUGGGGCCGGAGGUUCCUUUGCCCCCCUGGCAGUGUCGAGCGAAGGUGUGGCAUAUCCCGCGGAAAAACGUACUCACCCUAGAAUUAUCAUGGAAAUCUAGUGCAUGCUGCCGCUGCGCAGGUGCAAAUGGCUACUACAUGUGUCUCUUCAUGCGGAGGCCGCUGAGGAGUAUGAUCCGCUAUGAUAAGUAUGAAGGAAUAAUUUCUUCUGCUCGAAUCUUCAGCGCACGAGAGUGACGCGGCUGCACUAGACUUAAUUUUAAGGGUUGAAAAAAUUAAGGUUUACAUCAGGGUUUUGGUUCGUGGUUUCAUAGAUUUCGCAGCCCCCGCCUUUGUCCCUCUUCGCACCGCCCGGCAGUUGUCCAGGUGGUGCCUUGGUUCGUAUUUCGUCUGGCUGGCAAAACCAAAGCCGCCGGGCCUUCAGAGCUGAAGGCCCUUCUACCUUGAUGCCGAUCCAGAUUUUGUGCGAGGUGUCGCCACAAUUCUGACGAGCGCACGCUGGCUGAUUUGGGGGUCAGCAUUUCCCUCGAGAUCUAGGCUGGCAUCUACGCCAGGCAAGCCGCCUCGCCUCGCGCGUUACUUGGUACGCGGAGCAGGCUGCCCGGCUUUUCUGCCUCCGGAUCUCGUUCCGCAAUCUUGCGGGACAACGUUCGGAGGCAGAGGUAGAUCACCAUCCUGGCCAGCCAAAGAGAUGCUUGCCCCUGUGAUGGCUGCCGCCAAAGCGGCAGGGUUUUGGUCAGGGUUUUGCUCCGAAAAGGCUCACCGCAAUCGAAGCAAAAACUUAUUUUUUUCGGGAGCUUCCCCCGAGCUAAUAAAAUAAGUUUUUGCUUUCGCUUUGCCCUCCUUUUUGUGGCUGAAAGUGUGGAGCUGUUCUGGGCCGGUAUGUUCGCCCACAUCGUGCCCAGACAACCUACCUGGCCCUGCAAGUUACUUGGGGCAAGUGACAGGGCGCCCGGUUGCUCUGCCUCAGGAUCUCGCUCCGCAAUCUUGCGGGACAAUGUUCGGAGGCAGAGGUAGACCACCCUCCUGGCCAACCAAAGGGACGCCCGUUUCUGAGGCGUCCGCCGCCGACCUCAUCUGCAAACCAAAACCUUACUUUAUUAGGUGGCGUUUCGGAGAAAAAAUAAUUAAGGUUUUGGUUUGGAGAUGAGGUCGGAAGCCCGGUUUUCCCGGGGCUUCCCCCGAGCUAGUACGGUAUGUCUUUGUCGUCAAAUCGGCCACCCGGGUGUGCGGGUCUAGGCAUGGCCAACAUCCGCCGCCGGAGAUUGACUGGGCAAAAUCCCGGCCACAACAAGAGGGCUGCUUUCCGGGGCUGCUUUCGGAGCUCGUGUUGAAAGCAAAAACUUAUUUUAUUAGCUCGUGUUUCGGAAGAAAAAAAACUAAGUUUUUGAUUUGAAAUGAGCUCGUUAUACCCAGCCGACAAAAGUCGGCCUCUCUUUUUGAGGUCAAGUUCCUACGGGCCGGCCAUGGCCAGCCUCCAGCCACUGCGAGUGGCCCAGCAGGAAGUGGACCGCAAAAAGAGAGGGCGAUCUUUGAGGUUGGGUUGUCGACCUCAUCUCCAAACCUAAACCUUAGUUUUUUUUUGUCCGAAACGCGACCUAAUAAAAUAAGGCUUUGGCUUGAAGAUGAGGUCGACGGCGGACACCUCAGAGCCAAGCAUCUCUGUGGCUGGCCAGGAAGGUGAUCUACCUCUGCCUCCGCACGUCGCCGCGCAAGAUUGCGGAGCGAGAUCCGGAGGCAGAAAAGACGGGCGCCCUGCCAUAUGCUCCAAGUAACUUGCAGGGCCAGGUAGGUUGUCUGGGCACGAUGUGGGCGAACAUACCGGCCCAGAACAGCUCCACACUUUCAGCCACAAAAAGGAGGGCAAAGCGAAAGCAAAAACUUAUUUUAUUAGCUCGGGGGAAGCUCCCGAAAAAAAUAAGUUUUUGCUUCGAUUGCGGUGAGCCUUUUCGGAGCAAAACCCUGACCAAAACCCUGCCGCUUUGGCGGCAGCCAUCACAGGGACAGGCAUAUCCGUCGUUGGCCGUUAAGGUGCUCUGCCUCUGCCUCCUCCCGUUGUCCCGCAAGAUUGUGGAACGAGAUCCGGGGGCAGAGAAGCCGGGCGCCCUGCCAGUUGCUCCAGGUGGCUUGCACGACGAAGCAGGCCGCCUCGACACGAUAUGGGCGAGCAUAUCGGCGCAGCUCGGCUCCGCACUUUCGGCCACAAGAUGAAGCACAAAGCGAAAGCAAAAGCUUACUUUUCUAGAUCGGGGGAAGCUCCCGGGAAAAGUAAGUCUUUGCGUCCAUGUCCGUGAGCCUCUUCUGAGCAAAACCCUGGCCAAAACCUUGCCGCUUUGGCGGCAGCCACUACAGGGACAAGCAUCUCUGUGGCUGGCCAGGAAGGUGCUCUACCUUUGCCUCCGGACGGCGUCCCGCAAGAUUGCGGAACGAGAUGCGGGGGCAGAGAAGCCGGGCGCCCUGCCAUUUGCUCCAGGGAACUCGCAGGAAAAGGCAGGCCGCCAGGCCAAGAUAUGGGCGCCCGUGUCGGCCCAGUUUAGGCCACCAAGUUCGGCCGAAAGGGGGGGGCCAGGGCAAGGGCAAAGGCGCAAGCGUUAGUCUGGGGAAAGCUCCCGGAAAAAGUCAGAACCUGCUUCCAUUUUGGUGCGCUUUUGUCAUGAAAAGGCCUAGCCGAGAACUUGCCGCCUUGGCGGCAACCGGGACCCGGCCAAACCUCCAGCCGGGCAAGCCCGCAGCUGCUCAGCCUCUUCCCCCGGACCCCGCUACGCGCCACCGCAGGAUGAGAUCUGGGGGCGGAGAAGCCAGGCCAGCAGCCCGGCGCCCCAAAUACCUCGCGGCGGAUGGCAUGCGUCUGGGGUUCUUCUGGGGAGGUGCCGAGGCUAAUAUCUUGGCCAGCAGUCCAGGUCAGCAGAAGCCGAGAAAAAUGCCGCCGCGGCUUCAUCGUAUUCACCCGGGGGAGAGGUUGGAAGCAGCAAGCGCGCGGCCUCCAUUUUGCCCGGCUUCUGCUGGUCUGGAUACCGGCCGAGAUGUUGACAUCGGCGCAGCGAGCUUUUUCGGCUGGAUGGUCUGCGCUUUCCUUUUCCAUUCAGAGCGAAGAGAAAAAAAAUGAAAAAUCGCAAAUCAAAACCUUGACCAAAACCUUAAUUCUUUCAACCCCUAAUAAUUGGGACUAUAGUACUCAGCAGACACUGAGUUGUCACGCGGGACCACCUAAGCUUCGUUCUGUGUUUGUCUAGCAGAUUUCUAUCUUGGCCGUGGGGUGAACGCAUUUUCACUCAGGAUACGCGGGCAGAAAAAAUCAUGCGCGUCUAUGAUGGCGAUUGCGCUGCCGUCGACGGACGUUACUACGCCAAGCCGAACGGAUAUGGAUGUGUCAGGAUCGAAAUCGACAAAAUCGAAAAAUUUGUAAUGCAUAAAACGUAGGGCACUCGAUGCCUGUAAUGGGGAGCAGGCGAAUGAGAUCGAUUGCAAGCCUGUCUAGGAAUAUGCAAUGCGCUGCCAGAGUAGCAUGGCAGGAGCAGUCUUCUUUGCCCAAACAGCAUGACAGACCGGAUUUGGGUGCUCCCGAAAUUUGUCAUGCGUCACUUACAAACUGAGGCGCCUGGUAUCGAUGUUAUGCAUCACAAAUUUUUCGACUUUGUAAAUUUCGACUCUGACACUUCCAUAACGGAGACGAGCCAUGCACGGGCUGGAACGGGUACGCGAAAGGGUUUGCCAUGCCGGCGAGGAAUGUCGACGAGGAGAAAAAUGAUGCCGAAAGUCCCUUUGCGUCGUGUAAAAAAAUCGAUGAACAUGCGAUCAGUGAAGACAUUAGAUCCUUUAUAGGUCGGUGCAGAGGCAACACGAUGAAAUUUCGCUACAAGAACUUCGAUGACUUUGACGUCGGCAGCCCAAGGUGGAGAUUCCAAGGUCGCCAUUGGACGAAUGCCAACGUUAUGUUCCUAAAGAAAUUAAUCAGGGAAGAAGAAGAAUCUGUUUUUUUCUGGAAAAAAGACCUCUUUGACUGGGACAGCGCGCGCGACAUGUUCUUAGUUUCCGCGAAAGCGAAAGAGGUCUCAUUUGAGAUGAGUUGCGACGAAUACGAUAAUGCAGGGAAAAAGGAAGGAAGUGAAGACGACUACUCUGUGACCGAGUGGCCGUCUUCUAAGGGGUUUUUCUCUGGCAACGACUGCGACCUGAUACGAAUCCGAUGGGACAAGAAGACGAAGGGAUUCCUCGGUGUAGCCACUGGUGGUGAGGUGCAGGUAGAGUCGUGGACAUGCCCGGACCUGAAGGAUUGUGGAAUUCCCCCGUAUUAAUAUAACAAAACGGAGCAACAAUAACAAAUGGGCAAGACGGAGUCAAGAUCAAGAGUUUUCACCUAGCCGGGACACUCGGUUGACGGACGAGCGGUUCUACUCUACUACAACCUUGUUUUCAGCCGGGAAAGAAAGAUGAAAAACACAGCCACACACACAGUAAGUUUUCUUUUCAAUUGAGUAUAUUUUUUUUUUCCCUUCAUCGCGAUACAACUAUAACAAUUACAAACAGAAAUUUAUGUCACUUCAGCAUCUCAUUUUCAUCAAUCAUGGCUUUAGCAUGCCUGUUUUACACGUGGCGUCGCAAAUGUUUUGCCAAACUCGAUGUGGAAAAUCUUAUCCCUCAGCACCAGCUUUUUCUUUCCGUCCCCAAAAAAUAGCAUAUCCUUUUUUUCCUUAUUUACCGGAGAUCUGAAGCACGCUUGAAAGAAGAAGAACAAGAAGAAGUUGCAGUAUUUCGCUGCUGUUUUAUAGGCACGGUCUUCUUUACUUACUUAUUUUAUUCGCUCUGAUAGCCUCGGGCGAGAUCCCCUUUGACGAAAAGGCAUCAUUUAGUCGGCUCUAGUGGUAAGAAAUA